This is a messenger RNA of Paraphaeosphaeria sporulosa, 1308 nucleotides long. Its product is annotated as SEP-domain-containing protein. The transcript has 3 exons. NCBI's taxonomy places the organism in Eukaryota, Fungi, Ascomycota, Dothideomycetes, Pleosporales, Didymosphaeriaceae. Gene Ontology annotation, cellular component: cytosol; nucleus. Gene Ontology annotation, molecular function: ubiquitin binding. Gene Ontology annotation, biological process: autophagosome assembly; membrane fusion; nuclear membrane reassembly. The record is from RefSeq and is a predicted model, not a curated record. The coding region runs from base 1 to 1308 and encodes 435 amino acids.
AUGUCUUCUGGCGCGCCUGCAAACCAGGACGAGCUCAUUGCAUCUCUCGCCAGUCUUACAGGCCUAGCUCCGGCAGAGGCAAAACAGUACCUCGCCGCCGCCAACUGGAACCUCGAGCACGCCGGCGCUCUCUACUUCGACGGAGCACCGGACGACGAGCACAACGCCACUUCGGCCAACGACCCGACAUCACAAGACAUCAUGGCCGGCGACAAUGACAACGACAACCAGACGCCCGCGCAGCAGCCACCGGGCGGCGGUCGCACACUGGGCGGUGCCUAUGUGCCGCCCACCGCAUCCAGCGCUUCGUCGGCGCAGCAGCCAGCAGUGCGGCGGAACCCGCCGUCGCGCGGAGUAGCAGGAGCGAGGACACUGGGAGAUCUGCAGUUGUCGGGCGGAGGCGGCCACGGCCACGCUCACGACGAUGACGAUUCAGAUGACGACGACGAGCAGCACGACUUCUUCACCGGUGGCGAGAAGUCCGGGCUUGCGGUGCAGAACCCCAACCAGUCGAACCCCCGCGAUCACAUCAACAAUAUUCUCCGACGUGCUCGGCAGAAUGCUCCUCGGCCAGGCGGCGAUGACGAGGAGCCUGCUACGCGAUUCCGCGGCACGGGAAUGACCUUGGGCGGCGACGAUGCGCCCUCUCGCGCUAUCCCCGACCCUACCGCCAGCGCCCCGAGCCUCCCACCCCGCGCACACCGAGAGCUGCACCUGUGGAGGGAUGGCUUCUCCGUCGACGACGGCGACCUCUUCCGCUACGAUGACCCGGCGAAUGCCCGCACACUCGAAAUGAUCAACACCGGCCACGCUCCGCUUCACAUCCUCAACGUCGAGCAGGGACAAGAGGUGGACGUCGAGGUGCACGCACACAAGGAUGAGGACUACGUCAAGCCCAAGAAGAAGUGGGUGCCCUUCUCAGGCUCCGGCCAGCGUCUCGGCAGCCCUACAUUCGGCGCAAGCUCGUCUGCUCCGCCGCCCGCACCGGCCGCAUCUUCGUCAGGUCCCACAGCCGCCGCAGGCACUGCCGACGCUGCGAAGCCCACCGUCAACGUUGACUCGAGCGCGCCCGUCGUCACACUCCAGAUCCGUCUUGCCGACGGCACACGCCUCCCCUCGCGGUUCAACACGACGCACACCAUCGGCGAUGUCUACGAUUUCGUCAACUCGGCCAGCGCGGCGAGCACACAGCGUCCGUAUGCGCUCAUGACGACGUUUCCGAGCAGGGAGCUCUCGGACAAGGCGCAGGCGUUAGGCGAUCUGCCCGAGUUCAAGCGCGGGGGUGUGGUGGUGCAGAAGUGGACAUGA